CAUAUAUAUACACUUCUCUUUCUCUCUUACCAAUCUUUUUGUUUCCUUUAACUUUAUUUUCAAGCUUUCAAUUCCCUCUCUACUGUUAGUAGAUAUAUAGUUGUUUUUCUUUUCUUUAAUUUGUUACACAUCGUAAUCUUAGUUUUCUCCGGCAAAAUCUGAAUACUCCGGCUGAAGACAAUGAUCAUGCUCCUUUUUUUCCGGUAAGAAAAGUUUAGGUUGAUCAUAUUUGGUUCUGCAUUCUUACAAAAAAAAAAAAAAGAAAUGUUAGAUUGGUUCGUCGUAGCUCAUCCUCGAUCCAAAUCCUGGUUUCACAGGAGGAAAAAGCGUUAAUCCAUCGGAUAUAUUUCUUGUUGGAUAAUCCUUAUGUUUAUGUGAAAUUUAUACAUGUUACUUAUUUCUUUUGUAUUUUUCUCUUUAAUUAAUUGUAUAGUCCGUACAUCUAGGGUUUCUAGUUCGGUUGGUGAACUUUUUGUACAGUUUGGCUGUUUAUGAAGUGGUGGAUUAAGGUUGGUGAUAACUGAUAGGGAAAUUUAACUAGGAAUUUUAGGUUCCGGUUCUGGUUUUGGUUGGGAUCAAGUUAGUUGAAAGAGUAACUGGGUAUUUUAGCAAAAGUGGCGAAAAUGAAUUUGAGUGUGGCGGAGGAAGAGUCGGCGCAAGAGAUUCAUUUACCGGCAGAAAUAGAUUGGCAAAUGCUUGAUAAAUCGAAGUUUUUCUUCCUCGGCGCCGCCUUAUUUUCGGGUGUUUCGGCGAGUCUCUACCCUGCUGUGGUGUUGAAAACCAGGCAACAAGUAGCUCAGUCUCAGAUUUCUUGUAUGAAGACAGCGUUUUCAAUGGUUAGGCAUGAGGGUUUUAGAGCUCUUUAUAGAGGAUUUGGAACUUCUUUAACGGGUACAAUCCCUGCUCGGGCGCUUUACAUGACAGCACUUGAGGUCACCAAGAGUAAUGUGGGAACCGCCACUGUGAGGCUUGGACUUUCGGAGGCAACUGCGGCCACCCUUGCUAAUGCAGCUGCAGGGUUAAGUGCUGCCAUGGCUGCCCAGCUUGUGUGGACUCCAGUUGAUGUUGUGAGUCAGAGACUGAUGGUACAAGGUUGUAGGAAUUCGAAACUUCCUAAUGCUUCGGCGUGUAAAUAUCUUAACGGGGUCGAUGCAUUUAGGAAGAUUCUCAGAACUGAUGGUCCUAGAGGAUUGUAUAGGGGUUUUGGGAUAUCGAUUUUGACAUAUGCACCGUCUAAUGCAGUUUGGUGGGCUUCUUACUCGAUUGCUCAAAGGCUGGUUUGGGGUGGAGUUGGAUGUUACAAUACCAAGAAAGACGAUCAGAUUAACAAUAAAAAUGGGGUUAGCACAUUUACACCAAAUUCAAAAACAGUAAUGGCAGUUCAAGGAGUCAGUGCAGCCAUGGCUGGUGGGGUUUCAGCUUUGAUAACAAUGCCUCUUGAUACCAUUAAGACGAGGCUGCAGGUUUUGGAUGGGGAUGAAAAUGGUCGCCGUGGGCCGACAACUGUAGGACAAACAGUCAGGAAUUUGGUAAAAGAAGGUGGGUGGACGGCUUGUUACAGAGGUUUGGGGCCUCGGUGGGCUUCAAUGUCGAUGUCUGCAACAACAAUGAUCACCACUUACGAGUUUCUGAAACGGCUUUCCACUAAGACUCAAGAGGUUUUGACACUCUGAACAAAGUAAAUACUCACAAUCCGGUCAGUGAAAAGAAUUGAAAAACAGAGUUUUGUGUUUUCCUUUUCCUUGUCCCCUAAUAUGUAUUAUCUUUUGUAUUAAUCCUGUUGUGAGUUAUAUUCUCUGAAAUAUUUCUCCCUUUGGCUUUCUUUUGUUUUUGUCGACCGUCUCCACCGGUGAUCAAUGCAAACCAUUGUAGGUCUCCUUCACAUAUAUAAAGAGCGGUUUCUUAAAA
Messenger RNA from Cannabis sativa, 1908 nucleotides. RefSeq lists its product as uncharacterized. The transcript has a single exon. NCBI's taxonomy places the organism in Eukaryota, Viridiplantae, Streptophyta, Magnoliopsida, Rosales, Cannabaceae. Gene Ontology annotation, biological process: transmembrane transport. The record is from RefSeq and is a predicted model, not a curated record. The coding region runs from base 624 to 1673 and encodes 349 amino acids.